AUGUUAGAUAUAACUCGAGUAUCACAAAUUCUUUUAAGUAUGGAUUCAUACAUGAUUAUUAUACUUUAUAUCAUCGGUAGUAUAGGAGCUAUUCUAAAUAUAAUAACAUUUCGCCAAAAACAAAUUCGAUCAAAUCCAUGUGCAACUUAUUUCUUGUCAAGUUCAAUUAUUGAUUUUUGUAUAAUGAAUACAUCUAUAUUACUAAAUAUUAUUAUUACAUUUAAUAAAUCACUUUAUGACCAAAUAUAUUCAACACGAACUUGGUGUAAACUUGGAAAUUACAUUCUUUUACUUUUACCAUGUUUAUCAUCAAGUUAUAUAGCAUUUGCAACAAUUGAUCGAUAUUUUGCUAGUUCAUUAAAUCAAACUCUACGAAAAUGUAGUAAUUUAAAAGUUAGUCGUAUGAUAAUAUGUAUAGUUUUGAUUAUAUGGGUUUUAUUUGGAAUACAUAUUCCCAUUGCGUAUGAUUAUAGUCCAGAGGAAAAUGAAUGUACAGUUGAAACAAAUUCAGCCACAACGUUUAUUAUCAUCGAUGGAUUUUUCUUUUCAUUAUUUAAUGGAGUUAUUGUUCCAUUUCUUUUAUCUUUAUUUGGUUUAUUAAUUUUUCUUAAUAUAAAAAUAAGUCGUCGACGUGUUCAUAGUCAACCAGAAAAUAAUCAUCAUCCAACAUCAGUUAUUGUCAAUCGACAAAAUACACAUAUGAUAACAAUGUUAUUAGUACAAGUCUCUCUUACUAUACUUUUAAAUACUCCAUAUAUCGUGAUUUAUUUAUUAAGUUUCUACAGAAAACUACCAGCCGAUGCGUUAUCUGUUCUUCUUUAUAUUAUAUUCAGUUAUAUAGCACGAUGGUUUUAUUAUAUGAAUUAUUGUAAAACAUUCUAUAUAAACACAUUAGCAAGUGAUCUAUUUCGGAAAAGUCUCUAUAAACAAUUUACUCAAUUUUUUCGUCAUCAUCGAAUAAUAUAG
Molecule: messenger RNA, 966 nt
Organism: Adineta steineri
Lineage: Eukaryota; Metazoa; Rotifera; Eurotatoria; Adinetida; Adinetidae
Source: the annotation of a GenBank genome assembly